CUUCGUAAAAAGCAGACAGAAGAAAAAUGUCGGAACAACGAGAGCAAAGACGUCGUCAAACUACGCCUAAAAGUAUCGUAGUAAACGGCGUGACUUAUUUACUUAACAACUCACCAAUCGUGCAAAGACUUGGUAAUGGUCCCAUUUUGUCCAGACCUAUUCUUGCUGCAGUCCAACGUCCCGUGACAUCUACAGAUAUGUCUGAUCACACAGAUUGUGUCGUUACAGUUUCCCCAGCAUCAGCUUAUGGUCAUCAAGUUAUCAAACCAAUAGUUGCAGCUCGUCCUAAUCAAGUUGACAUAUCAACACUUGUAUCUCAUGCUCGUGCUAGUCAAGCUGCCACCCCUGUAGCUACACUUCCUGCUAAUCAAGCUGUCACAUCUAUAGCUGCAGCUCGUCCUAAUCAAGUUGACACACCAACAAUUGUAUCUCAUGCUCGUGCUAGUCAAGCUGUCACACCUAUAGUUGCAGCUCGAGCUGUACAAUUGGCCAGCACACUUCAAGUGCGGAAUAUUUUGAAGGUUCCUAACAACCAUGAUAUUCAAAUUGCCACGACAACUGCCUCGUUAUCCUUUCUGAACAUUUGUCCUUCCGUUAAUAAUCCAACAAGUAACGUAAGGCGACCGGCAGUACCAUCAGACCACGAAUUUUUAACUAAUUCGUAAGGACAUCAUCCUAAAAAUCUCGCUAGUGGAGAAGGCAAGAAACCAUUAUUGGUAGACUUUACAUUGUGAUGCUUGUUAAUUGAUCGAUUUGUUGUUAUUUACAGAACUCCCAUCAACAUCUCAUGCUAAUGAUGGAAACUCAAGCAAAAGUCGUUUAGUAUGGCUCGAGGCAGAUGUUUUCCGGUUAAUUAGCAUUUGGAGAGAGUUUAAUGAGAAACCGAAAUAUCGCCAAAUUGGAAAAACCCUAUCCCUUUGGAGUGACAUUGCAAUUGAGUUGGCCAAAGACGGAGGACCUCGCUACAGUGGUUCACAAAUCCACAUAAAGUACAAAAAUCUCGUGAAAAAAUACAAGUAACUCCGGGAUGGUACUGGACUGAGAAAGGCUUGGAAAUUCUACGAUGUUUUAAACGAUAAGUUGCACAACAAACCUGAAAUUGCCCUUCCCAAUAUCAGGGAUAUUGGAAAAAAGAAAAAGGGUGCAAGUUCUUUUCAAGAUGACGAUUCUGAUGAUAGUGGCCCAACAAAAAUGAAGAAGAAAAAAUUGAAAGCAUCAGAUUUCUACGAGGACGUAAUGGUUCAAGAAAGAAGGCGAGAGGAGAAGGAAGAUCUGCGUUUUCAAAGCAGCAAAGCAAAUGAAGACAUUUUACUAGGCUUCGUCAGAGAGCUGAAGGAAUCUAGUGAAAGAAAAGCCGUUCAAGCCAAAAAAAAUGGUCAACACUUUGCAGCACUAGCUUCUGCAUUGAUUUCUAACAUUAAUCAAACAAAUCAAUCUUCAAAGUAGUUUUCGAAGUAUUCUUACAUUAUUUGAAGUGUAUGUAAGAAGGCCCUAGCGCACUUGCGCUGUAUUUUGUUAUUCAUGUAAUGUGCUUUACAAAUAAGAAAAAUUGCAUUUGGUUUUUCUAUUGACAUGUUUAAAAAGAAGUCUUAGAAACAUGUUAAUGUUUUUUA
Messenger RNA from Daphnia magna, 1613 nucleotides. RefSeq lists its product as uncharacterized. The transcript is spliced from 8 exons. The coding region runs from base 27 to 665 and encodes 212 amino acids. The record is from RefSeq and is a predicted model, not a curated record. Lineage: Eukaryota; Metazoa; Arthropoda; Branchiopoda; Diplostraca; Daphniidae.